Molecule: messenger RNA, 483 nt
Organism: Cyphomyrmex costatus
Lineage: Eukaryota; Metazoa; Arthropoda; Insecta; Hymenoptera; Formicidae
Product: NADH-ubiquinone oxidoreductase chain 5-like
Exons: 2
Biological process (GO): electron transport coupled proton transport; ATP synthesis coupled electron transport
Cellular component (GO): respiratory chain complex I
Molecular function (GO): NADH dehydrogenase (ubiquinone) activity; NADH dehydrogenase activity
Source: RefSeq, a predicted model, not a curated record
UUUAUAAGAUUUAUUUUAAUAAUUUCAGGUAUAACAAUAUUUAUAGCUGGUAUAGCAGCUAAUUUUGAGUAUGAUUUUAAGAAAAUUAUUGCUUUGUCUACACUGAGGCAGUUAGGAUUUAUAAUAAUAAUUUUAAGGUUAGGGUUUAAGUUAAUUGCUAUAUAUCAUUUAUUAAUUCAUGCUAUUUUUAAAUCAUUAUUAUUUAUAAGUGCUGGAGUAAUUAUUCAUAGUAUAAAAAAUAUUCAAGAUAUUCGAUUAUUAGGAAAUUUGAAUGAAAUUAUGCCUUUUACAAUGAUAAGAUUUAUAAUUUCUUCAAUUGCUUUGAUAGGCACACCUUUUAUAUCAGGAUUUUACAGAAAAGAUUUAAUUAUGGAGUUAGUUUAUUCAAAGAAUGGGGUAAAUAUUUAUAUAGAAAUAUUAGUAAUUAUAUCUUUAUUUUUAACUGUAUUGUAUUCAGUUCGAUUGUUAUAUUAUUUAAUAUAU